Brachypodium distachyon (stiff brome) is the source of this 1914-nucleotide messenger RNA. RefSeq lists its product as uncharacterized. The coding region runs from base 270 to 1115 and encodes 281 amino acids. The record is from RefSeq and is a predicted model, not a curated record. Lineage: Eukaryota; Viridiplantae; Streptophyta; Magnoliopsida; Poales; Poaceae. The transcript is spliced from 2 exons.
UUUUCUUUGAAAUUACCGCCUCCAUUUUACUAAUUGGCUAACUAAUCAUCAUCCUUUUCAAACCUUUCGCUGUCCCUGCCGUGGGACUAAAGAAGCUGCCGCUCACUUUCUCCUCUGGCCAGCCGGCCGGAGUCCGCAGCGAGAGAGCAGAGGAGUCGAUGAUCAAUCAAUAAACCCGUCAGCCAGCUGGAAACAUUCUGCAGAGGGACAGCUGAUGGUGCCAAGGAACAAACAGAGAUGAAGGCAACUGGGUAUUAGUAUUACAGGCAAUGUCAGCCGUUGCACCGCCACUCGCUGCCACCGCAGCCGCAGGAUGUGAUCCACCGGCGCAGAAGCCUCAGGAAGAGAUCAUCACUGUCAAUCCUAAGCCGGAUCUAACAAUGGAGGAGGAUCCGGCAGCCGGCUCGUAUCCAGUACUCGUGCAGAUUACUACGGCAUCAUCGUCUUCCUUGGCAGAUGGUAUGCCGAUGCUGCUCAUGAGGUCCGAUGACUCGUUGCCGGGCAGUCUCCAGGGCGUCCAGGCACCUUUGCAGCUGGUCCCGGCCACCGCCAGCUUCAAGGACGCCGGCGCCGCCCCGACGACCCAGCACCAGCAGCAGGUGAAGAGGGAGUCCGCCGCCCGGGAGCUCCGCGGCUGGCUAAUGGUGCUGGCCACCGUCGUCGCCUCCAUCACCUACGCCUCCGGUCUCAGCCCGCCAGGUGGUUUUCAAAGAUUGCACGCGGAAUCCUCUAGCGCCGGUGCCGUUGCCGCCACGGUGGCACCGCCGCCGCCGCAUUUGGGAGCCUCCUUUGUGGACCGGAUGAUGCCUGUUCUGCGCGACGUGAGCCCCACGAGGUACAGAACCUUCUACUACAGCAAUACCGCUGCCUUCGCCUUGUCGCUCUCUAUCGUCCUGCUGCUGGCCAGCCAUGACCUGCGGAAGCUGGCCAAGCUGAAGGCGCUCGAGGCCCUCGUUGGCAUGGACGUGUUGGCGCUGCUGGUGGCCUACAUCGCCGGGUCCACUUUCAGCUUCGUGGAGCUGGUUGCCUGCGUUGGGCUGGUACUCAUCGUGCCACUGGCUCUUGUCCUCAUGUCCUCGCGUCUCUGCGGGAAAUUCUUCUGGGAUGAGCUCUGAUCGAUUUCCAUGUAUGUGAAUGGUCUAUUUUCGUUCCAAUGCACUGCUGGAUGCCUGGAUGAUUGGAUGGCAGGAAUGCAUAACAUACAAACAGAAUAUACAAGAGUAGUGUUUUCCUAAACAGGAAGUUUAUGCAAAUUAUUACUCCGUUCCAUAAAGGUUGGCGCGGUCUUGAACUAGAAAGUUCGAAGCCGCGCUAACCUUUAUGGAACAGAGUGAGUAUUAUACAAAUGUGCAACAUAUAGUGUGAUAAAAUCCUCUAGUUGGCAUCUGCCUAGCACCAGUACUUAACAAAAACCAGUUAAUUUUCUUAAGCACCGGACAUGCUCUUAAGGCACCUAAUGGGACGAUCAUUAGAACCCAGCCUCUUUCAGACUUGAGAUUCAGCCAAUCCUCCCAGCUCCCAAACAUUAGUCGAUCAAUAGAUCAAGCGCACCUCUUACUCUGUGCGCCUAGGCACCCCCAUCUCAUCCCCUUCUCCAGCAAUGGGCUGGGAGCCUGGGACUUGGGAGGUUACAAGCCUCGUCCACCAGCUACGCACAACAGCUUCCUAAGAUCCAAUCCACACCCUUCUGGUUCCCAAGAUCCAGACACGAACAUGGAGUACAAUGAGAAGCUUACCAUAACACUGGACAGUGACAUUGAUGAGGAAACAUUUGUGGUUGUAUAGUCGUAACAAACUUAAAAAAAUAUUCAACCAGAUGUUCGAUGCUCUCCAAAAUGGAUGAAUUUCCUGGGAUGCAGAUGCACCUUCUGAUGUCUUCAAACAUAAUUCACUGCUGAGGCAAAGUGUUCACAU